GCUACCGCAGCCCUUCCUUUACCCUAGAACACGUGGCUUUAUGUAAAACGCCAAGAUUUCAUCUUUUGACCGUUUUGUAAGUUUAGUCAGCCGUAGCGUGCGGCCGCACGUGUAUCCACAUCCAUUCUUUGUGGACCCUCAAGAUGAUGCUAUUCACGACGCUGGCGGCUUUAAGGACGAUCUAACUCCGCCAUGGAGCUGUACGAUUGAUUGACAUGACGUUAGGCAUAUUGCAGAAUAUAAAAGGGCGACAAAUCCAUGCUUUGUAGAGCCAUUGACUGGAACACCUCAGAUUGAAUAUAUCCUGUGCAACAUAUAUGCACAACCCACUCCCUAUAACCAAUAAACCAACGAUUUCGUCAAGAUGUCCACCACCAACGGCUCUCUCAACAAUUCCAAAGGCGGUGCCAACUGCCAUCCGACCGCAUUGGAGAUCGUCCAGAGCAAUGGAUUAGAAGGCAAGCUCCAGGACAAAGUCAUCCUCAUCACAGGCUGCUCGUCGGGUAUCGGCAUCGACACAGCCCGUGCUCUGUCUGUCACCGGGGCUACCCUCUAUCUCACAGCGCGUGAUUUGAACAAGGCGGAGAAAGCGUUAGGGGACCUUGUCAAGAAACCCAACGUCCACCUCCUAGCCCUUAGCCUCGACUCACUGACCAGCGUGCGCGCCUGUGCGGAGGACUUCCUCUCCAAGAGCUCCCAAUUGAACAUCCUGAUCAACAAUGCAGGGGUCAUGGCGACACCGGAGGGUCGGACGCAAGAUGGAUUCGAAACUCAAUUCGGUACCAACCACUUAGGCCAUUUUACGCUUUUCUACCUGUUGAAGCCUACCCUGUUGGCUUCCUCAACCCCAGAGUUCAAUUCGCGCGUUGUCAAUGUCUCUUCCAUGGCACAUCGUUAUGGUGAACCUGUCUUGGAUAAUAUUAAUCUGGAGGGAAUCUAUGAGCCGUGGAUGGCAUACGGUCAGAGCAAGACAGCGAACAUCUGGACGGCCAGUGAGAUCGAGAGACGAUAUGGAUCUCAGGGUCUUCACGGCUUUAGUGUCCACCCCGGUGGCAUCAGGUCUGGGUUGCAGCAAUACGUCACCAAAGAACAGCAGGACGCAUGGGAUAACGAUGAUGCGAUUGCUAGUGUGUGGAAAACUUCAGAGCACGGGGCUGCUACCACCGUUUGGGCCGCGGUAGCAAAGGAGUUAGAAGGAAAGGGCGGGAAAUAUCUCGAGGAUUGUCAGAUCGCAGUGAAAUAUGACCCGAAUACUGGAACUGUUGGAAAGGGAUACGCCCCUUGGGUGUAUGAUGAGGCAAAACAGGCGCAGUUGUGGGAAAUGUCAUUGAACCUGGCAGGGUUACAUGCCGAAAUCUGAUAUGACGUCGGAAUACUGCAAGUGUAGGGUGAAGAAAAACAUUUGAUUUCUUAUUGGAUAUCAUGUAUUGUUGUGAAUUCGACUAAUAUGCAGCUUCUUGCC
Molecule: messenger RNA, 1462 nt
Organism: Aspergillus pseudotamarii
Lineage: Eukaryota; Fungi; Ascomycota; Eurotiomycetes; Eurotiales; Aspergillaceae
Exons: 1
Coding region: 365-1360 (331 amino acids)
Source: RefSeq, a predicted model, not a curated record